Molecule: messenger RNA, 1466 nt
Organism: Selaginella moellendorffii
Lineage: Eukaryota; Viridiplantae; Streptophyta; Lycopodiopsida; Selaginellales; Selaginellaceae
Product: probable leucine-rich repeat receptor-like protein kinase At1g35710
Exons: 2
Coding region: 130-1440 (436 amino acids)
Molecular function (GO): protein binding
Source: RefSeq, a predicted model, not a curated record
UUUUGUUUCACCAUAUGUCCACGUGGUGGGCACAGUUGGCGGGGGACAAAGUCAGAACAAGAAAAUCGCGCCGCAUAAAGGGCUCUCCAUCAAAAUCUGGAAGAGGAGUGAAGUAGUAACAAGUUGCAGAUGAUGGAACUCAUGAUCUGGCUGAUCCUGUUGAGCACGCUUGGAUCCUCUACAGCGUCACUCAACGCACACAAAGCUGGGGUCUUGGUUGCAUUGAAAAGGAGCCUCCUGGGACUGGGAAACACCUCAGACUGGACUGUGGAAAACUCCGAUCGAGCAUGCACCGACUGGAAGGGAGUGAUUUGCAACAGUGACGAUUCAGAGGUGGUGGAGCUUCAUCUGGCAGGAAAUGGAUUCACAGGUGAGAUCUCGUCGCCGGCACUCGGGCAGCUGACGAGUUUGCGAGUCUUGGACGUGAGCAAAAACCGGCUGGUCGGAUCUCUUCCUGCGGAGCUCGGGCUGCUGCAAAGCUUGCAAGCUUUGGACGUCUCAGGUAACAGACUGACUGGGAGCUUGCCUCGGGAUCUCGGCAACUGCAGCGCUCUUCGUUUUCUCAACGCCCAGCAAAACCAGCUUCAAGGUCCAAUACCGCCCCAGCUAGGAGCGCUCCAGAGGUUGGAGAUACUCGUCCUGGACAACAACCGCUUGUCAGGUUCUCUUCCUCCGUCCCUUGCGAACUGCUCGAAGCUCCAGGAGAUUUGGCUGACGAGCAAUGGUGUUGAAGGGGAGAUUCCUCAGGAAGUUGGGUUUAUGCAAGAGCUGCGAGUAUUCUUCGUGGAGAGAAACCGGCUGGAAGGGCUCAUUCCACCAGCUUUUGCAAACUGCUCGUCUCUCGAGCUCUUGGCGCUCGGGGAGAAUUCUCUGGGCGGGAGGAUACCAGAUGAGCUUGGACGGCUCGAAAACUUGGUGGCGCUCUCACUGUAUAGCUUGCAGUGGCUGGAGGGGCCAAUUCCUCCUGAGAUCGGCAACAACAGCAAGCUCGAGUGGUUUGAUAUCAAUGGAAACUCGCUCAUGCAUGGCUCGAUUCCAGUGUCGCUGCUUCAGCUCCCGCACUUGGCCACCUUGCAACUCUUUGGUUUCAACAACACCUCGGACCGUCCGGUCCCGGAGCAGCUCUGGAACAUGACUCAGCUCGAGUCCAUCGCCAGGAUGGCAAAGCUUCGGAGUUUGCUCCUCCACGGAAACCAGCUCUCCAGAGUGAUUCCAGCUCCAGCUUCGCCAGAGAUAAUCGACAUGUCCCUCCCUCCGUUGGCAACCUUUCCAAACUUUCCAUACUCUAUAAGCUGGACGGCUCCAUCCCGGCCACUCUCGGACAGCUUCAACGAUUGUCACGGGUGGACUUGUCCGAGAACCAGCUCACGGGUGGUAUUCCUGGCAGCCUCGCAAGCUGUGACUCCUUGCAGCUACUGGAUCUAUCCUCUAACCUCCUGAGUGGAGAGAUUCCGGCGUCCAUCGGU